Messenger RNA from Folsomia candida, 1523 nucleotides. RefSeq lists its product as uncharacterized. The transcript is spliced from 4 exons. Lineage: Eukaryota; Metazoa; Arthropoda; Collembola; Entomobryomorpha; Isotomidae. Bases 147 to 1106 code for a protein of 319 amino acids. The record is from RefSeq and is a predicted model, not a curated record.
CCAUUGAGAGUGUAAAUAAAUGCCUACUUGUUAAAAAGAGUCUCAAACUUACUCCUCAAAGUUUAUCUACACAAAAGUACUUAAAAAACAAGCACAUUUUCACGCAAAUUAUUUACUCGCGUGCAAAUAUUCUCAAACGUCUCGCAAUGGAAAUCACACCCAAGAAGCAAACUUUUGAAAUAAAACAAGAAACGGAGCAUAGGGAAAUCAAGAUAAACGAGUUAAAAAACUUUCUCGUCGAAUUGGACACCAUGCGAAACGUACUUAUCGGUACAGAGUCGAAAUUAGCAUCAAUUUCGAGAAAAUGUGUCAAAUAUUUUGAAGAUUACAACGUAUCCUGCGACCUCCACCUGAUGCUGGCGAACGGGCUGAAUUCAAUCAACACCGGGCUUGACGAAGUGGAGAAGAAAUUUCGGGCAAAAUAUGAUCCUGAAUGGACAGGGGAUGACGACACGGCAUUAUACCAAUUACUGCUUAGUAGUGAGGUUUUCGCCAUAAAGUCGGAGGAGGACGACGUCCUCGCAUCCAGAAAUAUUAAUAAUUCUGACGAGGAAAAAAUUCCUAGCUCGUACGUGUCUGAUUUACAUUACGAACCUCACUAUGGGGAGGGCGACGAUGAGGACGACUUAACUUCUGGACCCCUAACUCUGGUAGUGCACUCCAUCCGAAAUCCCACUGAAAAACGUCGUCGUCUCACCACCACCCGUAAAACCAGACACCCUUCACCCCCAAAAACCAACAACUCCAGGGGCAAAAAGGUCUCAAAACCCGCCACUUCUACCAAUAAACGCCCCAUUUUAAACCCUCCCACCGUAUCCAGUCGACCCUUCAAAAAAGGCCACCCUCGACAAGUCCCCCGUCACGUGCCCCAUUUGCUCCAAAAUCUUGUCCCACAACGGCCUCGCCCUCCACACCGAACGGCGCCACACCGUGCGCCCCAAGGACUUCAAGUGUACCCUUUGCCCUCGCGAAUUCGCGACGAAAGGCAUGAGAGCUGUGUGCACCAAGGGGUGAGGAAGUUCGCGUGUCACGUGUGCGGAAAGGGGUUCAAGAGAGGGCACCAUUUAAAAUAUCAUGAAAACACGUAUGUCCGUAAAGGACAGUAGAGGGCUGCUUGAAUCGGCCCCAAAAAUACGAGUAUGUACAUAAACACUUGUUGCAAAAAAUUGCAAGUUGUGCGACAUAAUUUUGUCAUCUGUAACCCUCUUUCGGCCAGUGAUUCACUACAUGUAAAUGCAUCUCUACGUACAAUGUAGUUCAGACCGAAUAUUAUCUUUUGUAAUACAUUCAACGAACUUUUAUUUAUACUUAAACGUAUUUGGACAAUACGAACGGAUUUAUUUAUGAACAAAUGCAUACAUAUGUAUUAAUUAGGUAAAAUAAAUUUCGCAUUAUUAAUUGUUACGCAGCGCCUUCGCGAAAUACAAAUUCGUGAAAACGUUUCAGUAAGAUAAACAGAUAUAUACUUAAACUGAAGUUAAAUUAAUAUGAGUUUUUAAUUGAAGUUACACUCAAAAUGAGGG